AGCGGUGGCUUGAACCAGCCAACCAAGACUGCGUAAUUCCCCCACCUCAAGCAAAGGGUGGUGGUGGUGGGUGCCUGAAGUCCGUCUCUUGAUAUGGGGUGGUGGAAAGGGGGGAGCUUGUGGACCCAACCCUGCCCCCUCACCAUCCCGGGACGUACUUGCAUUUGAUGAAGGAUCUAUCCGAUCAUGCUCCUGUACCCUGAUGCGGGAAAACAGUAACGAACUGGCUGGUUCUCCAGCCCCUUCAGAGUCGUCUGGAAGCUGCCUACGCGACAAACACCAGGGACUGUAAAACGCAGCCAAGCCGAGGCUUCUGUUCCUCUUCUCAGACGCGCGCUCUCUUUUUCUCUCUCGUCUGAAGAGUUCGUCUUUGAAAGUUUCUUGCCAGAAGCAGGAGCUGCUCUGAAGCCCGCCUAGCAACCAUAAAACAGGAAGUCGAACUGCGAAUGGGGGGAGGUGGGCCUCACCCCAAGUUAACUGGCCUUCCUCCUCGCAGGGAGAACGUCUCUCUCCUCCCUCCCCGUUCAUAAUUUCCAAUCAGAAAACAGCGUACUUAAAGAUUUCGCCCAAUAGCGUAAAGUUUCAGUGUCGUGCUUGGUUACUAAGGAAGAAGGAGGUUAGUUGCUAGCGAGCAGCAACUUCCCCUCGCGGGGUUUCUAUAGUAAUGGCAGGAUGGCGAACGAGAGCUGGCUGACUUAUUCUAGUGUCGGCUCCAGUGGCUAUGAGGAUGAAACUUUCAAACUGCGACAACUGAAACUGGAGAACCAGAGAGCGCUUCUGGAAAAGAAACAAAGGAAGAAGCGUCUUGAACCCUUGAUGGUGCAGCCAAAUCCGGAAGCAAAGUUGCAUAAGGUGAAGACCAAAGGUGGUGAGGAACAGACCCCCUUCGUGGGAUCCUAUGCACCUACCUAUAGUGAUGUUAUCCUCCAUGGCAUUAAUGGUCCAGCUGUUUUUCUGAAACCAGAGAUUCAGGAGUCGGAGGCUAAACUCCAGAUAAUUUCACUUGGAUCAUCCACAAAAGAUGAUGAUAGAGAGCAAAAAAAGAUUGAGGAAAAUCCAAAAGCUAAAGCUUCCAACAUAAAUCUGCAAGACAUUCUACAGAAACAAGGUAUCUCUGGGAGUAUGAAUUUUGAUGAGGAGGACACUGAGGAAGAAGAAACCAAAGAACAGUCAGGAUCUCACUCACCCUAUUCAGAGUCUCAAAGGCCUCCUUCUGCAAACAGCCAAAAGUCUACUAUGGAAAUGGGUGCUUCCUGUGUGGCACUCCCUCAGACAGAUACACAGCUGAGAGAAAUGGAAAACCUGGAGGAGUUUGUACUACGCCCAGCACCUCGUGGCAUUACAGUGAAGUGUCGUAUCUCAAGAGAUAAGAAGGGAAUGGAUCGAGGCCUUUUUCCUACUUACUACAUGCACUUAGAACGGGAUGACAACAAAAAGGUAUUCCUUCUUGCGGGGAGAAAAAGGAAAAAGAGCAAAACAUCAAAUUACCUCAUUUCAGUUGAUCCAACAGAUCUAUCCAGGGAAGGGGAAAGUUUUAUUGGAAAACUCAGAUCCAAUCUUAUGGGAACUAAAUUUACUGUCUACGAUCAUGGGGUUAGUCCGAUCAAAGCACAGGGACUGGUGGAAAAAGCUGACACCCGCCAUGAGCUGGCUGCAAUUUGCUAUGAAACUAAUGUGCUCGGAUUCAAGGGACCCAGGAAAAUGUCAGUCAUUAUUCCAGGAAUGAAUCUGAAUCACCAGCGGAUUCCAAUCAGGCCACGAAAUGAGCAUGAGAGUUUGCUGGCAAAAUGGCAAAAUAAAAAUAUGGAGAACUUAAUUGAAUUGCACAACAAAGCUCCAGUAUGGAAUGAUGAUACCCAGUCAUAUGUCUUGAAUUUCCACGGGAGAGUCACCCAGGCCUCAGUGAAGAACUUCCAGAUUGUUCAUGAAAAUGACUCUGACUACAUUGUGAUGCAAUUUGGCCGUGUAGCAGAAGACGUGUUCACUCUGGACUUUAACUACCCCCUGUGUGCCCUUCAGGCAUUUGCCAUUGGACUCUCCAGUUUUGAUAGCAAACUAGCUUGUGAAUAACAGAGACGGUACACCAACACCACCUCUUGUUUUUCUUCUUGUGCUAGCUUCUGAGAAGAAAAUCGUACAUGACAAUCCUGGGGUGUGUGGUGCAGAAACUAGCAACUAAAAUGUCCCUGUGCUUGCCUAGAAAGAAAAUGGACCAUGUUAACAGACAAUAUAGAAUGCAUUCUUUCUGGAGAGCACGAUAUGCAUUUUUGGAGAAGGAAUAUGUAAUCCCGAGAGGAAGGCUUUUUAGGAGAGAAAACUCUGAUAUUGAGCCCUAUCCCUAGAGCAGCUGAUCAUCACUGUGUCUAAGAAUUCCUGCUGCUGGGAUUAUAUUAAUGGAACUUUGCUGCCUAUUUGCCUCACAUGGUUAGCUGUGUCCUUCAUGCUAAUUCUACUGAUAUAUCUGUGCUCUUGGAACAAGAAAUGUCUUGGAUGUUUUGCUACUCUGCAGUUCUGUUUUUCAGUAAAGUUAGUGGGUUUCUGUUCAUUGCUUUGCUGAUUUGUCAGUAUGUCUCUCCACUUGAUAACUGUUCAUGAAAACUGAAAAACAUCCUUGACAUGCUGUGCUAGUUUCAAGAAUCAUAUAAGGAUUUCUAAUUCUCUUGUUUCAAUCAGUGGCAUUCCUUCUUUCCUUUUUUUAUUAUUAAUUGAUCUGUUUCUUUUUGAGAAAUUAUUUAAAGAACAUGGCAUUCAUGUUGCUAAGCCACCAAGUCAUUUUUGUUUAUGUGGAAGGCAAACUUCCUUAUCUUAUACACAAGAAAACAUUCUAAAUGUUCAGUUGGGAGUAAUUUGUUUUUUUUUUAAUGUUGCUUCAAACAGCACAUAGUGACUGUUGUGAUACCAAUAUGUAUUUUGAAUAGAGACCAGUUAAAUUCUAUUUUUUGCUUGAAUAUGAAAAUUAAAAACUGACUGAGGGCAUGUAUAUUCUAAGGCACAAGGAAAGCUGAUACCUGUGCUAGAUUAAGCCAAAUCUUUAUAGUCCAUGGUUGUCUGCAGAUUAUCUGUUCCUAUAAGCAAUAUUGUUUCUUAACCCAAGGGCCUUGAUUGCAUCUUUGAUUGCAAGGGAUCCUUGGGAUGAGCACUUGCUUAGCUAUGGUUCAAUUGUAUGUCGUAGAAUUUCUCUUGUAAAUUGCCUUCAGGUGUUAUUUUCUAUAUUUCCAAAGUACAUUGACAACUGAAUAAGCUGUCUGGACCUGCUCCUUUUUCUUCUGGCCCCCAAUUCUGGACUUUCAUUAAGUUACAGAUGUGUCUGGAUUCUGUGCGGUUGAAAUCCCUAUGCACCAGCAAAUAGAAUCAUAAAAUAGUAGAGUUGAAAGGGCCUAUAACGUUAAAAUUAUUGAUAAAAAUUAAAAACAAGUAAUUAAAAACAUUUUAAACCAAUAAAAUAGCAACAGACUAAAGAUUAAAAAACAUCAGCAUCUGUGUCUGGAUAGGCUUGCCUAACCAAAACAAAUUUAAGCAGGCACUGAAAAGAAUACAGCAAAGAUCCCUGCCUGAUGUCAAUAGGCAGGGAGUUCAUAGAAUAGUAGAGUUGGAAGGGGCCUAUAAGGCCGUCGAGUCAAACCCCCUGCUUAAUGCAGGGAUCCAACUUAAAGAUGGCUGUCCAGAUGCCUCUUGAAUGCCUUCCAGUGCUGAAGAACCUACCACCUCCCUAGGUCAUUGGUUCCUUUGUUGUACCGCUCUAACAGUUAGGAAGAUUUUACUGAUGUUCAGUUGAAAUCUGGCUUCCUGUAACUUGAGCUCAUUAUUCCAUGUCCUGCACUCUGGGACGAUCGAGAAGAGAUCCCGGCCCUCCUCUAUGUGACAACCUUUCAUGUACUUGAAGAGUACUAUUAUAUCUCCCGUCAGUCUUCUCUUCUCCAGGCUAAACCUGCCCAAUUCUUUCAGUCUCUCCUCACAGGGUUUUUUUCCAGUCCCCUGAUCAUCCUUAUUGCCUUCCUCUGAAUCUGUUCCCCUUUGUCUGCAUCCUUCUCAAAGUGUGGUGUCCAGAGAUGGAUCCAGUACUCAAAAUGAGGCCUAACCAGUGCCAGAGGGGAACUAGUACUUCACGCUAUUUGGAAACUAUACUUCUGUUAAUGCAGCCUCAAAUGACAUUUGCCUUUCUGGCGGUCACAUCACAUGUAUCACCCUGCUGUGUCUUCAAAGCAAUGCAGUUUUGCAGAGAUGUUUUCUAAUAGCUGGAUUUUAAAAAAAUCCUCAGUCAUUAUCAAUUGUAACUUUGGUAUUCUGUUUUAAGUGAAUUUUUUUUGUCACUUUCAGAAAAAGCUGGUGAGCUACAAUUGCCUUCAAAAAAAAGUUGCCACUAACAGAAUUGUACACUUAUGUGGAACUAAAGGAAGGAGUGUGUAGAGUAAUUAGUAAGGAGAUCUCAGGCCAUGAUCCUCUUGUUUUUGCAACUCUUGUUUAUCCUUGGAAAGAGAAGACUCAGCAGAGCUGCGCUGGCUGUAUUCUGUGCUUAUUAGCAUGAAUUGCUUCAUCCCAAGAAGAUAUCUUUGUCGGGUCUAAGACUUGCAACAAGGGCCUUUGAUGCAGAAGAAUUAUUGUUUUGAUUGCAUAGAAGAUAGUUUUAUUUGGAUUAAUGCUCCAUCUGUCCCAGCUAUUAAAGAACUUUACUAUUUUCACCCUUGUUCUUAACACAGCUUCCUGUACAGCUGCACAGUGCUGUUUGGUUAUAUGAAAUAUUUUCUGUCUGAUAGGUAGAUGAUCUUUCUGUUUGCUUUUAGCUAUGUGAAUCUUUGCAAUAUAAAGCCAGUUUAAGUCUGGCUUUAAGUCAUUUUGUUUUCCCAUUAACUACUUCUCCAGACCACCAAACAAUUCCUAUUGAAUAUUUCAGGGAAUAUUUGGGAGAAUAUUUCCUGUUUGGGGGAAAUCAUGACAAUUAAUUUGUGUAAAAUUAGUAUUAAACUGACAUAAGUAUAAACUCUAAUUUGGAGCAUUUUUAAAAUAAGGAAUUCUCCACAUCAUCAAAGAAAUGUGGCUGGCUAUUCAAGUGGCCAAACUUGGCUCCCAUUUAUAGCACAUUGCGACUUCUCUGACUAGCACUGUAACUGAUUUUUUUUUUUAAAAGAAAAAUGUGAUUUCAUGCUGUAGUUUGCCUAUGGAAUUAGGGUACAGUCACAAUAUAAAUUAAAAUUCUAUGUACUUGUUAGCUAGGAAAAUUCUGGUUUGUUGGAAUUGGCUGACUUCAUUUUUGACCUGGCAGUGGAUUUUACUUCGUUUCUGUUUCAACUGUCAGAUCAACACAGAGGGUGGACCUUGGUUGCUGUUGGAAAUGUAAUGUUAUGCUGCACAUUCAUUCCUCGUGUGCCAGCUUUUAUGUAUAAAUGGUUCUCUGUACAUCAGUGCAGACCAUCAAGGGAUUGGGAAUCUCUUGUUGCUUUGAAAGUGUGUUUUGUAGAUGCCUUCACUAUGCCUAAUACAACGUUGUGUGGCAUUAAUUAUAUUUAUAUUUUUUGUAUCCUAGCAAAAUAAUCUAUAUAUUUAAAAAUGUGACAUGGCUUCAGAAUUUUUCUUGUUUUGAAUGUUUUUCUCUGGCACCAUUUGUUUUGUACAUGCUACAUGUACCCAUGAUGCUUGCCUCUGUGAUCUCCUAGUUUUAGAAGCACUUGCCUUUUUCCAGGGCAGCUUUGUAGCACUGAAUGGGAGUCCAGCUACUGCGCUGACUUAAGUCCAGCAGCUGCUAGGUUUGGAACUCCUCCCUGGCCCAAGGUGAUUCAUACAAACAUGUCCUCUAUUUUUUCCAGCUGAUUAUGACAUCCAAUCCACAUGAUAACUUUUGUAGGGAAGCUGACUAAAUUUCAGGAGGCUCCUUUAGGGCAUCUGGCCACGUUUACCCCCAUUUUGUGGACAGUGUUCUAAUAUUUGCCUAAAAGACCCUCUUACAUACACUAUUGUUAUAAUUAAAUAUUCCCUUGUUCUCAAAUCUUGUGCACCAGUCUAUUACUGAAAUAAAUCACCGCUCUUCAUAUGUGACCCACACUAGGUGAUUUAACUGUACUUUUAACUUCUUAGUUACCAACCCCGAUAAGGAUUGCAGCAUGCCGUACAACUUGUAUUUUAUUGCCAUUUGGCAAGAGAAAAACAGUAAAUACUAAGGGAUUCUGAAUCCAUUUUAAGGAUUGCUCAGAGCCUUUAUUCCCCAAUAUUGAUUUCAAAACUAGUUUUUUUUUCUCAAGUUUAUAUGGACAACAGGAAACAUUUCUGCUGGUACUCAAGGCAGCUGAUAAUAGUGUAAUCUCUGGUGUUUAAGCUCACUCUCUCCCUUUAAAUUUUAUUCACUUCUCCACUUGUGUAACAAUGAGCCUUCCACCUCUUUCAGUGUAACAAAUAAACAUACAAUUAAUUUCUCAGUCAAUAGACACAGAUGAUGUAAAAGAUUAAAUGCUGAAGGUACAUAAGCUGUACCAGUGGCAGGGACAGAACCAUCACUUUUAUUAGCAGAGGGUGCUUACAGCAGUGAUUUCAUGUAUUGUACUUCUGCCCCCAUUUAGCUCAUAUUGGUAGGUAAAUUUUGAUAAUGGGGAGAAUUCAAACCAAAUGUUGUUUUAUGUAAUGGGUACCAGAAAGUGUAUGACAUUGUAUGAUUGAAUACAAUUCCUACUGCUUAGAGUAAAUAUGGAUUCUUUUAUUGUUAUAUGCCUUCAAGUCGAUUUCGACUUAUGGCGACCCUAUGAAUCAGCGACCUCCAAGAGCAUCUGUCAUGAACCACCCUGUUCAGAUCUUGUAAGUUCAGGUCUGUGGCUUCCUUUAUGGAAUCAAUCCAUCUCUUGUUUGGUCUUAAAAACUGCUUAAUUCUGAUGGAAGAGAAGGUAGGUAGAACCUCAGUAUUAAUCCCACAUAUGUGAAGGGUAGUUCUAACAGAAUUGACCCAGAGGUUUUGCAAUGAAGUUUGCAGUUGAAAGCAAUUUGUGGGGGGGGGCAGGCAGGAUAUAAUUCAUACAAGCCAGCUUCAGCCAAUAUAAGGCAGUACAACAUAAGCACAGGUUUCUAUAGAACAUAAUCCUGUUUCUGCCCUGAAGAGGCACAGGUGUACCUUGAGGGAUAGGUAACAGGAAUCUC
Rhineura floridana is the source of this 7116-nucleotide messenger RNA. It is a transcript of the gene TULP3, whose product is annotated as TUB like protein 3. The transcript has 11 exons. NCBI's taxonomy places the organism in Eukaryota, Metazoa, Chordata, Lepidosauria, Squamata, Rhineuridae. Gene Ontology annotation, cellular component: cilium. Gene Ontology annotation, biological process: protein localization to cilium. Bases 673 to 2070 code for a protein of 465 amino acids. The record is from RefSeq and is a predicted model, not a curated record.